AUGACCGGGCUCUGCUUAUCCGGGCCCCAAGCCCUGGCAGGUCCGAUUCCAGUCUCUCCCAGGCACCUGGAUGCUGGAAAGGGGUCAGGCAGUCCAGUGGGUCCAAGUGUGUUCCUCUGGGGCCCUAGCCUGGCCCACCUCCUGGACAGUGCCCUAGGGCUGGUGGCCGUGGGGCUGGCAAUUCGAGCAGUCCUUUUCACAGCUGUACCAGCGCUGCUGCUGCUGCUGCUACUGGUCAAUUUCCUUGCCUUUGAUCUGCUCCACGGGCCCACAGCUCCCACCCUGCUGCAGCACAGGCCUCUGGCAGGGGGCCCGAGUCAGGGAGCCGGUGAAGGUCCAGGACAGCAGGGGGCUCUGCUUCUGACACCGGUCGCAGUCAUAAGACAAGUCAGUCUCCAAGAUGCGCUUCUACUGCUGCUUUUGGGCCUGGGUCUGCUCCUGGGGGCCCAGGGCAUGCCCCUGGCCCUGCUUGGCCUGGCUUUCUGCCUCCACCCUUGGGUCUGA
Loxodonta africana (African savanna elephant) is the source of this 504-nucleotide messenger RNA. RefSeq names its product chromosome 24 C20orf141 homolog (gene C24H20orf141). The record is from RefSeq and is a predicted model, not a curated record. The coding region runs from base 1 to 504 and encodes 167 amino acids. The transcript is spliced from 2 exons. Lineage: Eukaryota; Metazoa; Chordata; Mammalia; Proboscidea; Elephantidae.